Mauremys mutica (yellowpond turtle) is the source of this 7156-nucleotide messenger RNA. It is a transcript of the gene CIBAR2, whose product is annotated as CBY1 interacting BAR domain containing 2. The record is from RefSeq and is a predicted model, not a curated record. Gene Ontology annotation, cellular component: ciliary transition zone; ciliary basal body. Gene Ontology annotation, biological process: cilium assembly. The transcript is spliced from 9 exons. NCBI's taxonomy places the organism in Eukaryota, Metazoa, Chordata, Testudines, Geoemydidae. The coding region runs from base 118 to 975 and encodes 285 amino acids.
CAGGCUGGGCGCGCCACCUGAGCCGGGUCAGGAGCAGCUGUGCUUUUGGUGGGUCCCUCUGCAGCCAGAACUAGUGUUAUUGCUCGGUGAUAGAAAGGCUGGCCCACUCCUGCAGCCAUGAACAUCGUCCUUUCCAGAGAUAGCCAAGUGAGGAUCAUGGAGAACACAGUAGCCAAUGCAGAGAAAUAUUUCGGACAGUUCUGCACGCUGAUGGCCUCCUACGCCAGGAAGACAGCCAAGCUGCGGGACAAGUCAGAUCUCCUGGUGAAGCAGCUCAUCGACUAUGCGAACACCGAGAACCCUGAGCUGCGAAGCACCAUGAAGAACUUUGCUGAAGAGCUGGCCAAAGUGCAGGAUUACAGGCAGGCAGAGGUGGAGAGACUGGAGAUGAAGGUUGUGGAGCCACUGAAACGGUACGGAGUCCAGCUCAAGCAGACACAGGCAGAGAUCAAGAGGUUCAACAAAGUCCGAAACAAUGAGAUAAAGCAACUGGAGAAACUGGAGAGACUGCGGCAGAAGUCACCCUCAGACCGACACACCCUCUCCCAGGCUGAGUCAAACGUGCACAAAGCCUCAGUAGACGCCAGCCGCACCACCCAGCAGCUCGAGGAAACCAUCGAUGAGUUCCAGAAACAGAAACUGAAAGACAUCCAGAAGAUUUUCUCGGACUUUGUCACCAUCGAGAUGGUUUUCCACGCCAAGGCUCUCGAGGUCUAUUCCAGCGCCUUCCAGAACCUGGACGAUUAUGACUUUGAAAGAGAUAUGGAGGAUUUCAGAGCGAAGAUCCACAUUGCUUCUGGAAAUUACGAUGCCAGGCCAAUGAGUACCACGCACCCUUCCUCCACCCUGCCGUGGUCCACCAGCAGCCAGAGCGUUCGGAGCACUCUACAGAGGCAGGAAAACAGUGAAGAAGACUCUGAAGAGAACGAGUUGCAGGAUUUCAGCAAUCCAGAAUAUGCACAGAUUAGGCGGUAAUUGGACAGUGGGACUAACCAGCCAUGCUCAUAAGAGCUGGAUGUAUUUAUUAUUAAUUCCACUGUAUCUUCCCUUAUUGAACCUUAGAUUUUCCGUGAAGGCAAGGAACUCCCAAUGAGGUUCUUAAGCCGUUCGGAGCCUAUGUAAAUGCAUUGUUCCCAAGCACUGAGGUGGCUCUAAUUCGGAGACUGAUUCUCAGUACUAGAGGGGAACCAAAAGGCUUAUUUGCAAAUUGAACAUCCUCUGGGAAAGCAUGUGGGGUGGACUGUCCGUUGGCAUUAUUCUGUGUUAUUACAAACCAGCAACAGACCUCAGGUUACACGACAUUGUGCAUGUACAUCAUGCACUGAGCAAGUGAGUUUCCAUAUGAACAAAACCCGCUGGCUGAAGUUUGGGAAAGCAAGCUUGUACCCAAUCCCAGGAACAGCUACCCUCUGUGGGAUGUGUCCUCUACAACUGGGUGGGAUCUCUGAAGAAACAAAACCCUCAUCUCUCUACUCAAAAUAGCCACUUUAAAGACAGGUAUGAACCUCUCACCAAUGAGACGUGUAAGAAUCACAGCUCACUUCCAACUAACGUACGUUGUCUUCUUUACAGAGUUCUGUCUAUAAGUCUUUCCAAUGGGCACAUCCCAGUAGCAUGCAGGAUAACAAUGUUAUACUGUAGGAUAUUGAUGAUGUCAGAAGUAUAAUCGCAUUUUCCCACUACUUUAAUUUUCCCAUUCGUGCAGUAUCUAAGCGCCGCCUCAUCUCUAAUGUGUUUAUCCCCAUCACACCCCCAUGAGAUAGGGUGGUGUUACUGACCCAUUGUAGAGAUCAGGAACUGAGGCACAGAAUCACAUAGGAAGUUUAGGGCAGAGAAAAGAGCACCCUGACCACUGGGCCAUUCUUUCCUCUCGCAGUAGCCCUUUCAUUUGUGACUCAUGGGGGCUUCCAGCAGGACAGCACAGUUCUGCAUUAGGGGCUCCCAGGGGUAUGUUUACACUGCAUUACAAACCUGACCCUAUAGGACCCGGGCUUGUGGGCUCAGUGUUUCCCAGCCCACACUUGAGUCUCCACACUGCAUUGUAAAUCUGAACCUGGCUCUCCCAGCCGUGCAAACCAGGGGGGGCUCUAGGGAUUUUGCUGCCCCAAGCACUGCAGGCAGACUGCCUCCGGCGGUUUGCCUGCGGGAGGUCCUCCAAAGCCGCAAGACCAGCCUGCCUGCCGCCCUCGCAGCGCCGGCAGAGCGCCCCCCGCGGCUUGCCGCCCCAAGCACGCGCUUGGCGUGCUGGGGCCUGGAGCCGCCCUUGGUGCCAACACAUCCAAACUGCACUACCCAGACCCUCUGGCUCGGCUCUGUGGUCUGAGCUGCAUCCACGCUGCCAAACAACGGGGCUUGGAUCCAAAUCACAGCAGGUCUCAGGCUCUGACCCACCCCCCUAGCAGGGAUGUGGGUCCUGAGUGCUUCCUGAUCCUAGUCCGGCUGAUUUGUGUGUAGACAGAAAGGGGCUUGGGCUCAAACCCGAGUCAGAGCUCAGGCUUAGUGUCAAGUGUAGACAUACCCUCAUAGACUUCAAAUGAGCUUUGGCUCAGACCUGAACAACAGUUACUGUGACCACAGAUCCCUCAGUUCCAGACAGGGUAGUCACAGCGCCACCAGCUGGUGAGAGGAGAGCAGGCAGCUGCUGGCUUUCCCCACUGCUGCAGCAUUUCCGCAGUGCCUGCAGGACUGCGCCAGAGAUCCUUUUGGGAUACGGCCCCAGGCUGCGUGCGCCUGGCCUCCCGCGAUGUCAACUAGCUGAAUGGCCCAGCACGACGCAUCCAGUGAGAAAUGAGCCCCAUUGAUUUUUCCCUUUCAGGCACACAUUUUUUUUCUCCUUCCAUCAAGCAGCAAAUAUGCUUUCAGUGCAAUAAAGACUGCUGCUCGGUCUAUGGAACAAAUGCUUUGCGUCAGCCAUUGUCCACCAAGGCGGGAGGGGGCCCAUACUGAUUUAAUGAUGGUGAUUUAAGCAAUUUUGAUCCAUUUUUACGGUGCAUUUACAGUUAGGAAAAGAAUCAAGAAGGAAAGGGAGGGGACACACCACGGAGCACUUAAGAGGAGUUAGAGAGGCUGCAGUUACUGCAAGCUUCUUCCCUUGGUGCUCUGCCAACACAGCUCUGACUCCAACCACCUGAGCCCCAUUGAGAAAAGUCUCCAUUCAGCAUUGCAUCGUGGAUGUCUCCCCUUUUCCCUGCAGUUUACAGCUUCUCAGAGCGAGGCUCCGGCUCUGAAUCCUUGCCCAGCUAAUAGCAAUAGGUACGGGAACACCUGCCCCUACUAGCUUCCUGGUGCAGCAGGAACCUGGCUAAGGAAAAGCUGGUGUCUAAGCAGGGCUCUAGGACCUGGAGAAGAUCCUGCAAUGGUGCCUCUUUUGCAGGGAUGGCACCUAUUUUCCUGGGUACCGUAGAGCAAAGGACACUAGUCAACAGCGGAGUAGGUCCUCAGCCUACGUACAAUGGCACAGCUCAUUGGGAGCUGCCGGCUGCUCUGCCCGCCCAUUCACCAACCAGGCUACUUACUUAGGCGCCUCACUGUGGCUUUAGAAGCCUGAUGUGAGGCUCCACUUUGAAAAUUCUUGACCUCCAUUGCUGCCCGUGUGCCUGCAAAGCCAACAGUUACAUGGGCCAAAGCGCCACUUGCCCGGCUGCAUGCACAAAUUAAGCACUCGGCAGCGCUGGAGACACUGGCUGUUCAUUUGCGGCUGGGAGCAGCCAGGUAAGCAAAACUCAGGAGAAGGAAAGUUUCCGCCCCAUUCCAUGGCUUCUCUGUGACCUACCCUCUUGCUCGCACGUCUCUGUCGGAUGCACUCUGCACAGCUUUGACCUUUCCUCCCUUAUCAUAGCAUGCAACACGGCUAUUAGUUGGGACCAAUAACAAUUAGACUUUUACAUCUGGCGUUACUAGUUACCAGGGUGCAGUUUAGAGAAGCAUGCUAGAGGAGAGCAAUGUGGACUCAUUCUGUUUUUUAUACUGCACCUUCCUCCUCCUCCAGGGAUCUUUAGAAACCACUAGGGCUCUCUGAUACAAUACUGCAUACAGCAGCAGGGCGUCCUUUCGCUGGAACAGGCUUGCUUGCCGAUCUGAGCGUGUUCCUAACACAACCAUGAGAGGCUAUGGGACCAGUCAAGUAUCUGAAUGGCCGGUUCACGUGCUACAGUUCUCUGCAUUCAGGGCUGCCCCUAUUCACUCCACGGUGCUUUGUCUCUAUAGUUCCUGACACUACGAGCUACUGCAUUUGCAUUAAGUGCUUAGGGCGGCAAGAUCUCAAGCCUGGAGCUGAGGAAUCGAUGGGAUAUUGACACAAUCAUCAUGCAGCAUUUAGCAACAUCCACGCUCAUAUUUCAGGCAUAUUUAACUUAUAUUAGAGAAGAGGACGGUUCAAUGGAUCAUCGUGGCAACAGCAACUCUUCUACUUCUGCUAAAGAGGGCCACCUGGCAAAGACCUGUGAUUGGCUGGGAGAGAUGAAAUCUAGGAGGCCAGGCCAGGCCAGUUGUCAGAAAGAUCUACCGCAUCACUGGCACUCCUGCAAGAGCUCAGGGCUAGGCAGAACAGGCCUCGGCUGGAUUUGUAACAAGCAAAGUGCUUGGCCAGACCUAUUCACCGUACACUCUGCCUGCUCUCCCUUGCGGUGAGGAGGGCCUCCUAGUGUUCCUGCUCUCCUUCCAUAGUCUGAAAGAGCGUUUCUCAUGGGUGCAGCGCAUCGCAAGUGCUUGUCUCUGGCAAUAGUGUUAGUGUGAGCCUCACGUUCAUUACCUGCAUCGCCACCUGCCUGAGGACCAAACGUCACCGCCGCACUUCAGGAAAGACAGCAGCAGCGCCGGAGAGCCUCCAUGUCUAGCCGCAUGAAAACAAGCUGCAGGCACAGCCUGAGGAGAUAAGGAAGAGCAAAUGCCGCAUAAAUACCCACCUUGAAAAGGAAAAGAGCCAAGCUCCUCCUCCUCCCCCCCGUACAUUGUUCAGACGUGGUCAGCACAAUAGGGCAGGUGGUAGCUUCUGCUCCUGGCCACACACCAGGGAGCUCUUUGCUCAGGGGCUUUGGCUUCUGCCAAAUGUAAUUAAUUUCCUCUGCACAUUCAAAGCAAGGCAGCUUCUGUUCAGAAGAUGGGAGCACUUGCAGCUUACAAGGAACUGCCAGCACUUCUGCUGAGUCCCACCGAGCUGGGUCCGCAUGCAGGAAGCAUCUUGCACAACCAGGGCCUUAAACUGAUAUCUAGACUAUGCUUUGGGAUCUUCCCGUCCUCCAGGGGAGAGGUGCUGCCACUGGGGAAGCUGCCUCAGCUGUUUAACAGCACACAGCACCGUUAGACUUGACGGCAGGAAGUAAAAUUGAAACGAGAGGAGAAUGGGGGUCAGCAGAAAAUGGCUGCUCAGCCCUAGUUCAGGACCUUGCUUAACUGUCAGCACAUGCUUAAUUCCCGCGGAAGUCAAUGUAAAGGGGUAGAUCUAAGCCUUGUGCAUAAGUGCUUUCCCGAAUCAGGGUCUCAGAUUGGAAUUUACCAACCACCUCUAAUUUUCCAGAAUCCGAGGGGGAUCUUGACCUGGCGGAUACCGUCAGCACACUCAGUUUAACACCUCUUCUGGCAGGGCAGGGUACACUAUAUCUAAACUGAACACGAUGCAGAUGUAUGGAAUUAUCCCCUCCUCUCUCUGUCUCACCACUCUCCCUUUUCUGCGGUUAAUCUGAAACAGCCUACAGGGUGCUCAGGAGUCAGAGCACUUAAAGAAGACCUCAGCAUGGUCCUGCACUCCUCUGCUGUGCACUUCUGCUCCAGCAUUUAUGACACAGGGGAGUUCCAUGCAGUGCUAAAGGAUUCUGCUGCCCUGUGAACAGCUCUUCCUUGCGCAGCGCAUCUGACCCAUUGUCUUUGUUUGGUCUUAAAGCUGGUUUUGGAGUGUCAGGUUUUAAAUUCGUUUCCCACAGAACCAGCUCACGGCAGAGCCCAGCGGUGGGCCGCUUCCAGCAGCAGUCACACACUGAAUCUGUACGCUGCAAUUAAACUGGCCAUUCAUUUUAUAGGCUUCCCUGGUUAAUGGUUUUAUGGUACAGUAAUUGCAAAAUAACUCAGAUAACAGAGGGAAAUUAAUCCCAAUUUUACCUGUGCCACAGUCACAAAAUUCUCAGUGUUGUGUGCUGUAUACUGAGUGUAGCUAUAUUUAGGUAUCAGUUUGUAUGAGCUUAGCACAAACCUGAUUAUUUACGGUUUGUAUUACAGUACCACCUAGAGGGCCCCCCAAUCAGGAUCUGGGCCCACUGUGCAAGGUGCUGUACGUACACAUAGUAAGAGAAUGCCUGCCCUAAGGAGUUUACAAUCUAAGUAGACAGACACAGGGCAGGAGGGAAACUGAGGCAUAGAGGACAUGCUUUGCUCAAGGUCAUCCAGCAAGUCAGCAGCAGAGCUGGGAAUAGGAGCUCAGUCUCCUGGCUCCCAGUCCAGUGCCCUUCCCAACAGACCACACAGCCUCCAAUGGGGGCCUUUGGGCAAUACUUCAAUACAACAAUGAAGCAACACACUGAGAAAAAGAGAGGCGCCUGCAAGAGGAACGGCCUGGCCUACACACGCCAAUGGCAUUUGACUUAACUUAGGUCCUCGAGCAGCUUAAAUAUCUUCUCGCACCAGGUACAGUCAAGCGUGCAGAACACAGAACUAGAAGCCAGGGUCACGCAUGGAUGUGGGCUCAGACAGGUCUCUCGAGCUCUGUGAUUUGAUAGCCUCCCAUGUGGCGGGGUGAAAUCCAGGCUCCACGGAUGUCAGCAGGCGUUUUGAGCUAGCUAAGGUGCUCAGAUACCACAGCGAGGGGAAGAAUAACGAGUGCAAUGGACACUGCUAGCGAGCCCUUGGCUACAGGGAUAAUGCUAUUGCUACCUGCCUCGCAGAGGGGUCGGGAAGGUUAAUUAGUGUUCAGAAGGUGCUUUGACGAGAAAAAGUGCUAAAUAAAUGAUAGUGUUGUUACCCUCAUAGGCAACAGGCCACAUCCUAUGGUUUUCUCAGUCCAAUAACCUCACUAGGUGUUCGCCUAUAUAAAACCCCCUUGUAAGGCAUCAUUACAAAGCUUAUAGUCUACUGAGUGUGAUCAUCCUAUUUGUAUAAACGUACCACUCUUGUAUCUGAAACUAGAAAUAUGAAAUAUAACUCUGAGGGCUGAUUGUAAUUAUGCAAA